AUGGUGGUUAAAGUCUGUAUAGGUGGUUGGUUGUUGACCAACAACGCAUGGGACAGGCAUUGUUUGAGCCCUUUUUCCAAGAAAGACUGGUUACAACGAAACAUCCUUCACUGCACACUUUCUAUCUGUCUCUCUUAUCGGCUGCGUGCUAUCGGAGAGAGAACAACGGGAGGUUCAGUCAAAAACAUUUACCGCGCAAUUCAUUCAGAAUCUCUUUUUCUUUAUAUACGCAAUUUCGAUAAGAGUCUAGCCAACUCGUCGAAGGAGCUAAGCUACCUCUAUCUUUGUAUGUACUGGUAUCUUCACACCUAA
Molecule: messenger RNA, 312 nt
Organism: Beta vulgaris subsp. vulgaris (sugar beet)
Lineage: Eukaryota; Viridiplantae; Streptophyta; Magnoliopsida; Caryophyllales; Amaranthaceae
Source: the annotation of a RefSeq genome assembly